Messenger RNA from Mastomys coucha (southern multimammate mouse), 1259 nucleotides. RefSeq names its product energy homeostasis associated (gene Enho). Lineage: Eukaryota; Metazoa; Chordata; Mammalia; Rodentia; Muridae. Gene Ontology annotation, cellular component: plasma membrane. The record is from RefSeq and is a predicted model, not a curated record. Gene Ontology annotation, biological process: positive regulation of Notch signaling pathway. The coding region runs from base 542 to 772 and encodes 76 amino acids. The transcript has 2 exons.
ACUCCCUCCCGCCGUAGCCGAGCCCAGCCGAACGCAGCCGAGCCCAGCCGAACCCCUCGACGUUGCUGCUGCCGCCGCCCGAGUGCCGCCGAGCGAGAGAGCGAGCGAGCAAGCGAGCUAGCGGCCCCGGCCGCGGAGGAGGCGCCGCCCCAGGGGGAGGAGGUGCCCGCUCUCCGCAGACCGCCCGCGGCAGAGGCCGGCCCGGUCGCGCCCCGGCGGGAGCGGCCGGCGGAGGCUGCGCGGCCCAGGGGGAGGGCCCGGGGAGUGGACGUCGCCCCUGCCCGCCUCCCGCCGCCCCCCGCCCGCAGGCUUUCGAGCCUCAGUCGGCGCUGAGCAUCCCGCUGUCCCGGACCCUCCCGCGGGCGCGCACCGGGCUCAACUCAGGCUCAGAACUGCAGGUGGGCAUCUUCACUGCCCAGAAGUCGUUGUGUGUGGACAGGACAGCCUCCUUGGAAAGACAGCCACCAGAGUUGUGCCUCGGCAUGGGCCUUGCCACGGAGGCAGCUCUGCUGUCUGCGCUGGCCUGAGGGUGCUGCCUGUCAUGGGGGCAGCCAUCUCCCAGGGGGCUCUCAUCGCCAUCGUCUGCAACGGCCUCGUAGGCUUCUUGCUGCUACUGCUCUGGGUCAUUCUCUGCUGGGCCUGCCACUCUCGCUCUGCUGACGUAGAUUCUCUCUCGGAAUCCAGUCCCAACUCCAGCCCUGGCCCCUGUCCUGAGAAGGCGCCACCACCGCAGAAGCCUAGCCAUGAAGGCAGCUACCUGCUGCAGCCCUGAAGACCCCUGGCCUAGCCUGGAGUCCUGGACCUGAGUAGACCUGAGUCAGCCAGCGCGUGGAAUCGGAUCCCAGAAUUCAGUCAGCCUGGGGUCCAGAAUUUAGAGUCCAAUCAAUUUGAAGCUGGACCCAGCAGCCUAGAUUGUAGCCGGCCUGGCUCCAAGAGAGGCCUGAGUAGCCCUAGAGAGACAGGCCUGGAGUGGGGGGUUAGGAGUUGGUGCUAGGGCCAGGGCCAUCUGGACUCUGCUCCAUCCCGAGGGCCAAGGGCUGAGUUUACACUUUUCCUAGGCUCAGCACCUCUGGGCUCCCUAGGUUGAGGACGCAAACUGGAACCAUGGCAAUAACGGGAGGGUGUCCAGGCUGGGCCCCUUCUCUGGUCCUCCCAUUGUUUGUUGGAUAAUAAAUGGAACUAUGGCUUACCCUGAGAUUUCUUUUCUUAGGGGUUGUGUGGAAAAAAAAAAACAAAUAAAGGUAUGAGAUGAGCGUCCA